Miniopterus natalensis is the source of this 12101-nucleotide messenger RNA. The record is from RefSeq and is a predicted model, not a curated record. NCBI's taxonomy places the organism in Eukaryota, Metazoa, Chordata, Mammalia, Chiroptera, Miniopteridae.
AUGCCAAGGGAUCCAUUGGAGAAAUCUCCUGAUAUCCGGUUUGCACUACACCAAAUUACUACUUUUCCCUUAGCUAACGUGGGCCAUUUGGGUCUUCCUGACUCUAUUGACUCCAGUGAGAAGAAAGUGGCUUCACAAAAUGCCAGAAGAUUCCAAAACCAGAAAAGCUGGCCGUACCAACCUGGAGGGAAAAGCAAUACAUCGGACCCUAAGGAAGCUGGGGUCUUGGACAAAAGUAACAAGACAAGAGACAACUCAGAAAGUGGAAGAUGGGACCAGAAAGUCAAGGAAGGUGAAGAGGCUAACAACGCUGAUUUACAAAGACAGAGAGGAGGAACUAAGUCUGUCUGGGCCAACUGUGGACGCCUGAACCGGGGCGACAGGACCCAGACAACCACCUCAGGAACCCUCACUGGUUCUUUUUCCCUCUGCCCAGGCCAAGCAAGCAGCCCCGAGUGUGCUUGUGGUCGGAGCCACUUCACCUGUGCAGUGAGCGCCCUCGGCGAGUGUACCUGCAUCCCGGCCCAGUGGCAGUGUGAUGGAGACAACGACUGCGGGGACCACAGUGAUGAAGACGGAUGCAUGCUGCCCACCUGCUCCCCUCUUGACUUUCACUGUGACAAUGGCAAGUGCAUCCGCCGCUCCUGGGUGUGCGAUGGGGACAACGACUGCGAGGACGACUCGGACGAGCAGGACUGUCCCCCCCGGGAGUGUGAGGAGGACGAGUUCCCCUGCCAGAAUGGCUACUGCAUCCGGAGCCUGUGGCACUGUGAUGGUGACAAUGACUGCGGUGACAACAGCGAUGAGCAGUGUGACAUGCGCAAAUGCUCUGACAAGGAAUUCCGCUGCAGCGACGGAAGCUGUAUUGCUGAGCACUGGUACUGUGAUGGUGACACCGACUGCAAAGAUGGCUCUGACGAGGAGAGCUGUCCCUCAGCAGUGCCAGCACCCCCCUGCAACCUGGAAGAAUUCCAGUGUGCCUACGGCCGCUGCAUCCUCGACAUUUACCACUGCGAUGGCGAUGAUGACUGCGGAGACUGGUCGGACGAGUCUGACUGCUCCUCCCACCAGCCCUGCCGUUCUGGGGAGUUCAUGUGUGACAGUGGCCUGUGCAUCAACGCAGGCUGGCGCUGUGAUGGCGACGCAGACUGUGAUGAUCAAUCUGAUGAGCGCAACUGCACCACCUCAAUGUGUACAGCCGAACAGUUCCGCUGUCGGUCAGGCCGCUGCGUUCGCCUGUCCUGGCGCUGUGAUGGGGAGGAUGACUGUGCAGACAACAGCGAUGAAGAGAACUGUGAGAACACAGGAAGCCCCCAGUGUGCCUCGGACCAGUUCCUGUGUUGGAACGGGCGCUGCAUUGGCCAGAGGAAGCUGUGCAAUGGGGUCAAUGACUGUGGUGACAACAGCGACGAAAGCCCACAGCAGAACUGCCGGCCCCGGACGGGUGAGGAGAACUGCAAUAUGAACAAUGGUGGCUGCUCCCAGAAGUGCCAGAUGGUGCGGGGGGCAGUGCAGUGUACCUGCCACACAGGCUACCGGCUCACGGAGGACGGGCGCACGUGCCAGGAUGUGAAUGAAUGUGCUGAGGAAGGGUAUUGCAGCCAGGGCUGCACCAACAGCGAAGGAGCUUUCCAGUGCUGGUGCGAGGCAGGCUACGAACUCCGGCCCGACCGGCGCAGCUGCAAGGCUCUGGGGCCGGAGCCUGUACUACUGUUCGCCAAUCGCAUCGACAUCCGGCAGGUGCUGCCGCACCGCUCCGAGUACACGCUGCUGCUCAACAACCUGGAGAAUGCCAUCGCCCUUGAUUUCCACCACCGGCGCGAGCUUGUCUUCUGGUCAGAUGUCACCCUGGACCGGAUCCUGCGGGCCAACCUCAAUGGCAGCAACGUGGAGGAGGUUGUGUCCACGGGGCUCGAGAGCCCAGGAGGCCUGGCUGUGGAUUGGGUCCAUGACAAACUCUACUGGACUGACUCAGGGACAUCAAGGAUUGAGGUGGCCAACCUAGAUGGGGCCCACCGGAAGGUGCUGCUUUGGCAGGACCUUGAGAAGCCUCGGGCCAUUGCCUUGCACCCCAUGGAGGGUACCAUUUACUGGACAGAUUGGGGUAACACCCCCCGCAUUGAAGCCUCUAGCAUGGAUGGCUCUGGACGCCGCAUCAUCGCCGAUACCCAUCUCUUCUGGCCCAAUGGCCUCACCAUUGACUAUGCAGGGCAUCGUAUGUACUGGGUGGAUGCUAAGCACCACGUCAUCGAGAGGGCCAAUCUGGACGGGAGUCACCGCAAGGCUGUCAUUAGCCAGGGCCUCCCGCACCCCUUUGCCAUCACGGUGUUUGAAGACAGCCUGUACUGGACAGACUGGCACACCAAGAGCAUCAACAGUGCUAACAAAUUUACUGGCAAGAACCAGGAGAUCAUUCGCAACAAACUCCACUUCCCCAUGGACAUCCACACCUUGCAUCCCCAGCGCCAGCCUGCAGGGAAAAACCGCUGUGGGGACAACAACGGAGGCUGCACCCACCUGUGUCUGCCCAGUGGCCAGAACUACACCUGUGCCUGCCCCACUGGCUUCCGCAAGAUCAGCAGCCACGCCUGUGCCCAGAGUCUUGACAAGUUCCUGCUUUUUGCCCGAAGGAUGGACAUCCGUCGGAUCAGCUUCGACACAGAGGACCUGUCCGACGAUGUCAUCCCACUGGCUGACGUGCGCAGUGCUGUGGCCCUUGACUGGGACUCCCGGGAUGACCACGUGUACUGGACAGAUGUCAGCACUGACACCAUCAGCAGGGCCAAGUGGGAUGGAACAGGACAGGAGGUGGUAGUGGAUACCAGUUUGGAGAGUCCAGCAGGCCUGGCCAUUGAUUGGGUUACCAACAAGCUGUACUGGACAGAUGCAGGGACAGACCGGAUUGAAGUGGCCAACACCGACGGCAGCAUGAGGACGGUGCUCAUCUGGGAGAACCUUGACCGUCCCCGAGACAUUGUGGUGGAACCCACGGGCGGGUACAUGUAUUGGACUGACUGGGGUGCAAGCCCCAAGAUUGAACGAGCCGGCAUGGAUGCCUCGGGCCGCCAGGUCAUCAUCUCUUCCAAUCUGACCUGGCCUAACGGAUUAGCCAUUGACUAUGGGUCCCAGCGGCUGUACUGGGCUGAUGCGGGCAUGAAGACUAUUGAAUUUGCUGGACUGGAUGGCAGCAAGAGGAAGGUGCUGAUUGGAAGCCAGCUUCCCCACCCAUUUGGGCUGACCCUCUAUGGAGAGCGCAUCUAUUGGACAGACUGGCAGACCAAGAGUAUCCAGAGUGCCAACCGGCUGACGGGGCUGGACCGGGAGACCCUGCAGGAGAAUUUAGAGAACCUCAUGGACAUCCAUGUCUUCCACCGCCUACGGCCCCCAGUGUCCACUCCAUGUGCUACGGAGAAUGGCGGCUGCAGCCACUUGUGUCUUCGGUCCCCAAAUCCCAGUGGCUUCAGCUGUACCUGCCCCACAGGCAUCAACCUGAUGCCUGAUGGCAAGACCUGUUCACCAGGCAUGAACAGUUUCCUCAUCUUCGCCAGGAGGAUAGACGUGCGCAUGGUGUCCUUGGACAUCCCUUAUUUUGCCGAUGUGGUGGUACCAAUCAACAUUACCAUGAAGAACACCAUUGCCAUUGGAGUGGAUCCCCAAGAAGGAAAAGUAUAUUGGUCAGACAGCACGCUGCACAGGAUCAGCCGUGCCAGUCUGGAUGGCUCACAGCACGAGGACAUCAUCACCACAGGGCUGCAAACCACAGAUGGGCUCGCAGUGGAUGCCAUUGGCCGGAAAGUGUACUGGACAGACACUGGAACCAACCGGAUUGAAGUGGGCAACCUGGACGGGUCCAUGCGGAAAGUGUUGGUGUGGCAGAAUCUUGACAGUCCCCGGGCUAUUGUACUGUACCACGAGAUGGGGUACAUGUACUGGACAGACUGGGGAGAGAACGCCAAGUUAGAGCGGUCCGGAAUGGAUGGCUCAGACCGAACCGUGCUCAUCAGCAGCAACCUGGGGUGGCCCAAUGGACUGACUGUGGACAAGGCCAGCUCCCAACUGCUUUGGGCCGAUGCCCACACCGAGCGAAUUGAGGUCGCUGACCUGAAUGGUGCCAGUCGUCACACGCUGGUGUCACCUGUGCAGCACCCAUAUGGCCUCACCCUGCUCGGCUCCUAUAUCUACUGGACUGACUGGCAGACGCGUAGCAUCCACCGUGCUGACAAGGGUACUGGCAGUAACGUCAUCCUGGUGAGGUCCAACCUGCCAGGCCUCAUGGACAUCCAGGCUGUGGACCGGGCACAGCCACUGGGUUUUAACAAGUGUGGCUUGAGAAAUGGUGGCUGCUCGCACCUCUGCUUGCCGCGGCCCUCUGGCUUCUCCUGUGCCUGCCCCACUGGCAUCCAGCUGAAAGGAGAUGGAAAGACCUGUGAUCCCUCUCCUGAGACCUACCUGCUCUUCUCCAGCCGUGGCUCCAUCCGGCGUAUCUCACUGGACACCAGUGACCACACAGACGUGCAUGUCCCCGUUCCCGAGCUCAACAAUGUCAUCUCCCUGGACUAUGACAGUGUGGAUGGAAAGGUCUAUUACACAGAUGUGUUCCUGGAUGUUAUCAGGCGAGCAGAUCUGAAUGGCAGCAACAUGGAGACAGUGAUCGGGCAAGGGCUGAAGACCACCGACGGGCUGGCAGUGGACUGGGUGGCCAGAAAUCUAUAUUGGACAGAUACAGGCCGCAAUACCAUUGAAGCAUCAAGGCUAGAUGGUUCCUGCCGCAAAGUGCUGGUCAACAACAGCCUGGAUGAGCCUCGGGCCAUUGCCGUUUUCCCCAGGAAGGGGUACCUCUUCUGGACAGACUGGGGCCACAUUGCCAAGAUCGAGCGGGCGAACCUGGACGGCUCUGAGAGGAAGGUCCUCAUCAACACAGACCUGGGUUGGCCCAAUGGCCUUACCCUGGACUACGAUACCCGCAGGAUCUACUGGGUAGAUGCACAUCUGGACCGGAUUGAAAGUGCGGACCUCAAUGGGAAGCUACGGCAGGUGUUGGUCAGCCACGUGUCCCACCCCUUUGCCCUCACUCAGCAGGACAGGUGGAUCUACUGGACAGACUGGCAGACCAAGUCAAUCCAGCGCGUUGACAAGUACUCAGGCCGGAAUAAGGAGACGGUGCUGGCGAACGUGGAAGGGCUCAUGGACAUCAUUGUGGUUUCCCCUCAGCGGCAGACAGGGACCAGUGCCUGCGGCGUGAACAACGGUGGCUGCACCCACCUCUGCUUUGCCAGGGCCUCGGACUUCGUGUGUGCCUGUCCUGAUGAGCCUGACGGCCGGCCCUGCUCCCUUGUACCUGGCCUGGUGCCCCCAGCUCCCAGGGCUACCAGCAUGAGUGAAAGGAACCCAGUGCUAACCAACACACUACCUACCACCUUGCGUUCUUCUACCACUCGGGCCCGCACAUCUCUGGAGGAGGUAGAAGGAAGAUGCUCCGAAAAGGACACCCAGCUGGGCCUCUGUGCACAUUCCAAUGAGGCUGUACCUGCCACUCCAGGGGAAGGACUGCAUGCCAGCUAUGUCAUCGGAGGACUCCUCAGCGUUCUGCUGAUUCUGGUGGUGAUUGCAGCUUUGAUGCUAUACAGACACAAAAAAUCCAAGUUAACUGAUCCUGGAAUGGGGAACCUGACCUACAGCAACCCGUCCUACCGAACUUCUACUCAGGAAGUGAAAAUUGAAACAAUCCCGAAACCAGCCAUGUACAAUCAACUGUGCUAUAAGAAAGAGGGUGGACCUGACCACAACUACACCAAGGAGAAGAUCAAGAUUGUAGAGGGGAUCUGCCUCCUGUCUGGGGACGAUGCUGAGUGGGAUGACCUCAAGCAACUGCGCAGCUCACGGGGGGGCCUUCUUCGGGAUCAUGUUUGCAUGAAGACAGACACAGUGUCCAUCCAGGCCAGCUCUGGCUCCCUGGAUGACACGGAGACGGAGCAGCUGCUGCAGGAAGAGCAGUCUGAGUGUAGCAGUGUCCAUACCGCGGCCACUCCUGAAAGACGCGGCUCUCUGCCAGACACGGGCUGGAAACACGAACGCAAGCUCUCCUCUGAGAGCCAGGUCUAAGUGCCCUAAGUGCCCAUGUACCCCUCCCUCCCUGCCUGUUCCUUCUCCCUGUGGACGUCCAGUCCUUGAGCUCACUUAUACAGCAGGCCCCCUUCUGUGUGCCCGUCCUGCUCCUGCUCAUUCCACCCCUUAACUGCUCCCGAGCCCUGCACGGGAGCUGUUUCUAUCUGAGUCCAUAACCACCUGUGCACAAGAAACCAUGGCGCAUCCAAGAAUUUAGACCUCGAACUGACCAUGAACCUCACCUCUUGCAGUCCAUCCUGAGCCUCCCCAAAACUAGGCUCAGUAAUAAUUCCUCGUCAACAGAGCUCCACCUCCCCUUCCCCAGGUGCCCUCAGUGCCCGCCCCACAAGAGCCGAUGAUCCAAGACUGCACGCUCCCCCAUCAGAGCUGGCCUGACCGCGUCUCUGAGAGAGCUGGCCCACCAGGGGCUGAGCAGGGGGUCACGGGUAAAGAGAGACGAAGGGUAGAGGCUGAGUGGAGGAGGAGGAGUCCGCCCAGCUGGUACGGGCAUCUGGGAAACCUCUAGGCUCGAGUGCACUGGUAAUACGGAAAAGCUUUUAGGGGCGGUUGGGCCUGGGUGUCCUGUCCAUUGCUGGCAAUGGAUAUUGUUCUCACUCUAAGAGUUGCUGCAUUUCAGUUGGUGAGAUCUGGGUGUGACUCGACUGUUCUUCCUCCUGAUGGAAGGUCUGGAACCUUUACUACCUUCAGAUGACUGGGGGCCCCAGCGUGGCAGCUGGCUAAUAUCAGUUCCCUCCUGCUGCCCCCACUGGCCAGUACCUUGCUAAGUCUUUGACUCUAAGCAACCAGGUUGUGAACCAGUACUUGAGGGAAUGUGGGGCCACGAGGGCUGAGUCUGCAGCAUCUAAGCAGCACUGCCUAGACCAAGCAUAGCAUGUUACCUUUACUGUUCUGCCUCUCUCCCUCCACAUUCUCUGGGAUUUUGAGCACAGAGAUCCUGAAACCACCUUUCAAAGAAGAGCCGGAAGUGUUCAUAAGUGGUCAGGUUAGAGGCUUGGGGUCCCCAGGGCCUAAUGGGAAGUGUCCAUGAGAUUGAACUUCCUGUGCUCUCUCACAGGCGCUGAGGGAUCUAAGUGGACAGAGAGUCUGCGGCUAUGGGUGGUGAAGUUUCCAUUCCAACUUUCCCCAGCUGAGUGACUUAUUUCCAUGCUGAGACGCCAUCUCUUGGUUCAAGUUAUGCACACAAAGGACGUGUCUCACGCCAGCAUCCAGGGAGUUGAGACUUUUUCCUGUCCUAAAACUUUUACCUAGUUUUCUGCCCCUACCCUUCCUCCCUCCCUCCCUCCCUGGUACUUUUUCUGACCUAGCCUGCGGCACCUGUGGUGAGCAGGGCUAAAUAAAAAUGCAAAGUGGGGGGCAAGCACUAAAAAGGUAGAGAGAACCACUGAUGAAGCUCUCUCAACCCAGGGAAGAUCCAGACCUCUUCCACCCAGGAAUUAGAAAUGACAGGAGAGGACGACAGGGGCUGAGAAUGGAGGGGAGGGCUUCUAGGGGAAGUUCCUGAUUUGAAACAUCUCCUAUGGUUACUGGUAUUGAGAAGUCAGCUGUCAAAUGCUCGUGAAAAAGAAACUAAGGACAAACCUUUUCUGGUCAGUUCUAAGACUGCUUGAGGCAGGUGCCAAGCCCUUAGCCCUGCUCUCAGCAGCCAUCCAGGGUCUAGGCCUGCACAGGACAGCCAGGCCAGGCGAGGCCAAGAAGACUUUUCCAGUGCACGGCAGUGGAAAGGUGAGAUGCCACUUCUAGGAGGAAAGAUAUUUCACGCUUGAUGGGGAAGAAAAAGGAGCACUUUGGGUCCUCAGAUUCACAGUUGGGGAUGGGAGAAAAUAGAAAAGUGUCAUUUUCUUGAAAGGGGGAAGGAUCUUAUUGCACUUGGGCUGUUCAGAAUGUAGAAAGGACAUAUUUGAAGACAUAUCUAUUUGAGCACUGAUUUACUAUGUAAAAAGCAAAAUCUCUGUCCUGAACUAAUGGAAGUGACUGUUCCACGCUCAUGUGUAAUGGUUUUAACGUUACUCACUGGAGAGAAUGGACUUUCUGGAGUUAUUUAACCACUAUGUUCAGUAUUUUAGGACUUUAUGGUAAUUUAAUAUAAAUUUAGCUUUUCUUAAUCACCUUGCCUGGCUUGGAGUCAUGACUAAUAACUGUACCUCCUCUGUCUGGCAGACCCAUGCCAUGGGAAACCUGUUGCAGAUGUCACCUCUAAGUCCUUUGGGGAUGUGGGGAUGGUGAAGAGCAAUAACGGGUGUGAGGUUCCUGGCUGGAGGUUCAGCUCAUCUUGAGAAAAUAGGUCAAGACCAGAGUUCACUGGCUUCUGAAAUCCUUAUUUCCUCUAGAGGAAGGAUAGCAGAUAGGUUUCACCGUUGAGUACCAACUCUGAUUGGUUGGUAGUGGCUGCCUGAGUUCCUGUCCACACUCCAUGGGAAAAGCGUAAUGAUCUUUAGUGCCAUAUCAUUGAGGCAACGGAAGGAAGUGUCAUGGCAUGUGUACCAUAUGUCUUCUAUUUCUGCUCUAGGUCUAUGAGGACUUCCGUGUCAUGGAACUUGACUUUGCCUUGCAGUGAUGGUCACUGGAAGGACUAUCUGAUGUAACGAAAGUACUGGGAUGGGAACAGGGAGAGCUAAUUCCAGUCCCAGAUCCACCACUAGCUGUGUUUGAUCUCAGUCAAGUUUCAUAGAUACUCCAAGAAUGGACCCAACACUAAAUUUCCUUUUAUUUUUAAAAAGCUGUCUUGUCACAGCUCAUCCACUGCAUCUCAAGACUAGAACAAGGAAUUGGGGAUCCCUUCUCAAGUUCUCUCAGUGAAGACUGGGAAUCACACAAGUCUCUAUGCUAGAUACAAAAUCUGAUGCCAAGGCCCAAUAGUUGAUUUUCUAAACCACUUAUAGAAUAAUGCUCUCAUCCAUUCAUUUCCUACUAUGGGUCAAGCAUAACCCAUGCCUGAUCACAGAGCUUUGCAUCUGGCAACAGUGCCCUACCACCCUCCCCCCCCAAAAAAAAAGAAAAAAGAAAAAGAAAGCAAGACAUAUAUAUUGAAGCCUCUUACAUUGAAAUAACAAGAGAUUUGAGUAUAAAUUAUAGUGUAUAAUUCUUCCAACUUGGCAAGGGAUAGGCCUGCUAGAACAAAAACAAGUGGAAUAGCUCGAGGACACCCAUCCCCCUCUUCACCAUUCUUUUUGGGGAAAAACUCAGAGAGAAAAUAAAGACAUUUUAAGCAGUGAAAUCCAGCCUCAAGCACAAGCUUAUAUACCUAUUGGAAGUGCCCCCUCCCAGAGCCUCAGGGUUAUAGGCCAGGCCGGGAACAGUGACCAGUGGAAUUGGAAACUCAGGAGGAACAUUUCAAAUGGGAGGAAGAAAUGGCACUGAACACACGCUAUUUUCUUGGAAAACUGGAGAUGUUUUGGGGAGAAUAAAAUAAGGUGAAUGCAUUUUGCUACCUUGUGACAUGUCAGCCAGUUGAAUUGGGCAUCCGGCACUGCGUAGCCUUAGAGGUCACCCCAACCUCUGUCUUGUCACUUUAGCAGGAAAUGGGAGAGGAGAAUGGGGCUGGUCUGAUGGUCCAGGUCCUGACAAGAACUUGACCACUGGCAAGUGAGAAUUUAGUAACAGCGUCAAGGACUAGCGCCCCAUUUGCAGGUGAUAUAAAUGUGCAGGCUCUUAGUUUCCUUUCCUGAUCAGUCAAAUAGAAAAGUUGAAACAUGAUUGCUAAGGUCGUUUCUAGCCUGAAACUUGUAUCAUGCUCCUUCCAGGAUAUCCUGGGGAUGAAACAAGGGUUGGGGAACUCCUGGUCUGGUUCUCUGGAUCUAAAACCUACAACUCAUGAAUAGGGAGAUGAGUCAGAUUCUAAAAGCUGGAUAUAUUUUUGCAAACUAAGAACAAACCAGAAGCUAAGAUGAAAAGAUCUCUGUGGCCCAUAGAGAGGUCGCCGUGGCAUGAAUUGAAGUUUUCGCCAAACCUAGGCCUACAGAAAGCAAAGUCACUGCUACAAAGGAACUCAGAAAAGGCACGUACGAGAGCUGAGGGUAUACAAGGUUCUAAGAUGGCAGUCAAGGGCAUCUAGUAAGCUUUAGUUAUUUCUACUUGGAGCACCGAUUUCAAAAAUAUGGUUGAGCCCUUUAUAUGACUGAAAAACAAUCUAUAAGUUUGCCCUUUCUUCAUAUGUGAAGAUGACUCAACUGAUCCAUUUAAUAAGAUGUGUGUUUGGGGAUGUUUCAGGCAGCCUUUGUUUUGAAACAUUUCCUCACUCACCCAUUUAUUUUCUCUCCAGAUCCUUCUCCCAUUAACCAGCUGGCAGAGGCUAAGUAGAACUCAGCAUAGGGAACAGAGUUUUAUUUCCAGCCAAGGCUCCAACUCACAACUAUGGACUCCCUGACAUGAUGUUAAAACAGAUCCAGGCAACCUAAUUAAGGAUCUGAAUUUAAACCCAAGGCUGAAGUUAGCCCCAAGCUACACAAUCUGCUUAUUUCAUUUUACAAUACACAAAGAGCCAAGAACUUACUUAUCUUGCCCUUCUCAGUGUUUUUUCCCUCCCGUCCAGGCCCUGCUAGCGAGGUCCCUAUCUCUCCCUUCUGCCUCCUUCCUCUGGUGGGGCUGGUGCUUCUGUGGUCAAAAUUCUUGAAGAGCCUGCAUUUUAGGGGGAUAUGGGGAAAUGGGCUGAGAAAAGGAAAAAAGCUAUUAAUUCCAUCAUUCAGACAGCACUUAUUAAAUGCAAUCACGUGCAGACUGGGAUAGGCCUUGCAGUCUUGGAAGCCAAUCAAGGCACAAAAACCCAUAGCCACUUGAGGUCUGCGUUAAUGUUACCACGAGAAUAAUGCAGGCGGUACCUGGACUGAAAGUUGAAAGGAAGUUAAUCAUUGAAGCUGCUCCUCUUAGGCUGGAAAUACGGAUCCAUGUCCCAUGGUAGGGAGUAGAAUGCAGCUUGUAGUUAUGGUGGAAUGAGCACUAUCCCAACCCUAGCAGGCUUUUCAGAAAUAUCCAGCACAGUUAUUCAGCAGCCACAAUGUUUCACAUUUGUUUCCUGCUUCUGGUUGCAAGGAUACAAUGUUCACUUUAAUCUCUAAUAUCCACAAGGGUUUCACUGCCCUAUUAAUACUUUCCUUAUGUAGAACUAUUGAGAGGCCCCUGGAAUAAAGUAGGCACACAUCAGGCCAAUAAAUACAUAGAUAAAUGCUACUUGAUGAUAAUCCUGGACUGCAAAAAAUGAUUGGCCAAACAUUUACUGAGCACCUACUACGGGCAAGGUACUGUAUUACGUUUCUAUCACACCCUACAGGAUCUGCCUCUCCUCACCCAUUUUCUAUCAAACCUUACCUACUACUCCCCUCCUACUGCCAACUACAUACUCUCUGUUUCUCAAACCUGCCAGGUAUGUUCCCAACUUAGGAUCAUUGCAUAGCUGUUGGCACUUUCUUCCUCUAGAUAUACUCAGGGCUAACUCCUUUCCCUUUUUCAAGUCUUUGCUCAAAUGUAAUCUUCUCAAUCAAACCUACUAUGACCGCCCUUUACAAAAUUAUAAUCUUUCCAACUCUCCUUCCCAAUGCCUUUUACCCUGUGUUCUUUCUUCUUUUCCCAUUGCACACAUAUUGUCUAAUAGGAUAUUAUAUAUUCAUGUGUUGAUUGUCUAUGUGUCCUCACUAUAAUGUGAGCUCCACAAAAGGAGGGAUUUUUCUGUUGUUUCGAUUUUGCUCACUAAUUAUCCCAAGUGCCUAGAACAGUCCCAGCACAUACUAGGUGCUCAAUAAAUAUUUGUUGAAUGAAUGAGCGAAGAAAUUAAUGGAAUCAGACACCUAUUGCCCACUGUCUAGCAUGGCUUCACCUGAACCAUGUAAAACAAAAAGGGAUUUUGACGUGUUGUUCUAAAACUCUCUGGAAGCCAGACUCCACACAAGCUUUACUGAGCAAAUUUCAGGUCAUCAUUGCCCUCUCCAUAAAUGUAAUAUUCCGUUUAUUUCCAAUAUAUUUAAAUAAAAUAAACAUGCCAAUGG